Harpia harpyja (harpy eagle) is the source of this 1333-nucleotide messenger RNA. RefSeq names its product probable G-protein coupled receptor 19. The record is from RefSeq and is a predicted model, not a curated record. The coding region runs from base 89 to 1333 and encodes 414 amino acids. Gene Ontology annotation, biological process: G protein-coupled receptor signaling pathway. Gene Ontology annotation, cellular component: plasma membrane. NCBI's taxonomy places the organism in Eukaryota, Metazoa, Chordata, Aves, Accipitriformes, Accipitridae. The transcript is spliced from 2 exons. Gene Ontology annotation, molecular function: G protein-coupled receptor activity.
GCUUCAUUGCUUUGAAACAUUCCUACAUACCCCCAGAACAAGGAGCUUUCUCUCAGUUUUGAACCAAGCCUGAGCAAAAGACCUGGCCAUGUUUGUCCACAGCAUGGAUAACAGCAGCGCUCCUUUCCUUCUCCCUACCUUAUUGCUCCUGCUGCAGAACAAGAGCUACCCUGAAACCUCCACCCCUCCUGCUGGCCACAGGGUGACCGAGUCACCCACAGGACCCCCCUCAAGCAGGAACCACACUGUCUUGCAGUAUCAACUGAGGCUGGGGGAAAUUGCGGCAGCCAGCAUGGUUUUGGGAGCGUUGUGGCUGGUCUCCGUCUUCGGAAACUCCCUCGUCUGCUUAGUGAUCCACAGGAGCAGGAGGACGCAAUCCACCACCAACUAUUUUGUCGUCUCCCUGGCUUGCGCAGACCUUCUCAUCAGUGUCGCGAGCGUGCCCUUCGUGCUGCUUCAGUUUACCUAUGGCAGGUGGAUGCUGGGGAACGCGAUGUGCAAGCUGGUAAGGUACAUACAGUACCUCGCCCCUGGCGUUCAGAUAUACGUGCUCCUCUCGAUAUGCGUGGAUCGAUUCUACACUAUCCUCUACCCCCUGAGCUUCAAAGUGUCCAGGGAGAAAGCCAAGAAAAUGAUCCUGGCCUCCUGGCUCUUUGACGCUGUAUUGGCAUCACCGGCUUUCUUCUUCUACGGCUCCAACAGCGACGACCACUGCAACUUCUUUCUCCCCAGUUCUUGGGAAGGAGCCCUCUACGGUGCCAUCCACCUCUUGGUGGUGUUUCUGGUCCCUUCCAUCCUCAUUAUUCUCUUCUACCAGAAGGUCAUCAGGUACAUUUGGAGAACAGGCACCGAUGGCAGGACUGUCAGGAGGACAAUGAAUAUUGUCCCAAGAACAAAAGUGAAAACCAUCAAGAUGUUCUUAACGCUCAACUCGGUCUUCCUCCUCUCCUGGCUCCCUUUCUACGUGGUACAGCUGUGGCACCCGCAGGAAACAGACUACAGAAAGAGCACCUUGCUUUUCCUGGCCGUCACCUGGGUUUCUUUCAGCUCUUCAGCCUCCAAGCCAACCCUCUACUCCGUGUAUAAUGCCAACUUCAGAAGAGGGAUGAAAGAAAUUUGUUGCAUGUCCGCCAUGAAAUACUACAGAAGCAGCGCAUACACCAUCACCACCAGUUCCAGGAUAGCCAAAAAAAAUCAUGUUGGGAUCGCAGAUAUCCCAGGUCCAGCCAAAACUGUCACCAACGAUUCCAUCUACGAUGCUUUUAACAGAGAAGAACAAGGAAAAAAGCUUGCCUGGCCUAUUGAGCCCAAUCCCCCAGAUAAUCUCAUCUAG